GCGGCGGCUGCGCGCGUGCGCGGAAGAGAGCUGAGGGGCUGGGGUGCCGGCCGGCCUGGCUUGAGCGGUUUGAGACAAGAUGCAGGACCCCAACGCAGACACCGAGUGGAAUGACAUCUUACGAAAAAAGGGCAUCUUGCCCUCAAAGGAAAGUUUGAAAGAAUUGGAAAAGAAGGCUGAGGAGGAGGAGGAGCAGCGAGCCCUGCAGCGGUCAGUCGUGAAAACAUAUGAAGAUAUGACUUUGGAAGAACUGGAGGAUCAUGAAGACGAAUUUAAUGAGGAGGAUGAACGUGCUAUUGAAAUGUACAGGCAGCAAAGACUGGCUGAGUGGAAAGCAACUAAAUUAAAGAAUAAAUUUGGAGAAGUUUUGGAGAUCUCAGGAAAGGAUUAUGUUCAAGAAGUUACCAAAGCCAGCGAGGGCUUGUGGGUGAUCUUGCACCUCUACAAACAGGGGAUUCCCCUCUGUGCCCUGAUAAAUCAGCACUUCAGUGGACUUGCUAGGAAGUUUCCUGAUGUCAAGUUUAUCAAAGCCAUUUCAACAACCUGCAUACCCAACUAUCCUGAUAAGAAUCUGCCCACGAUAUUUGUUUACCUUGAAGGUGACAUCAAGGCUCAGUUUAUUGGACCUCUGGUGUUUGGUGGCAUGAACCUGACAGUAGAUGAGUUGGAGUGGAAAUUGUCUGAGUCUGGAGCCAUCAAGACAGACCUGGAGGAAAACCCUAAGAAACCUAUUGAAGACGCGUUGCUAUCUUCGGUGCGGUGCUCUGUCCCUGCGCGGAGGGACAGCGAUUCCGAGGAGGACUGAGGCUGCAGUGACACGCCAAACUUUCUUGAUGUGACACAUCAUCUGGAUUUUUUAAAAAGGAAAAAGCAGAAAUGUAUCCUUUGGUUUUUAGCCUUUUAUAACUAUGUUUCAAAUCUCAUAGAUCUCAGAAAUAAUCAUUGCUAGGAAUCCUGUUAAAUUUCCUGGAACUCUCUUUUUAAAUUAAUAAUGUUUCCUUAAAAAAAUAAAAACCAGCUGUUAGUAUGGCAAA
Molecule: messenger RNA, 1034 nt
Organism: Diceros bicornis minor
Lineage: Eukaryota; Metazoa; Chordata; Mammalia; Perissodactyla; Rhinocerotidae
Gene: PDCL3
Product: phosducin like 3
Exons: 6
Coding region: 80-805 (241 amino acids)
Biological process (GO): protein folding; positive regulation of gene expression; angiogenesis
Cellular component (GO): cytoplasm
Source: RefSeq, a predicted model, not a curated record